This is a messenger RNA of Coccinella septempunctata (seven-spotted ladybird), 1517 nucleotides long. RefSeq names its product adenosylhomocysteinase. Gene Ontology annotation, biological process: L-methionine cycle. Gene Ontology annotation, cellular component: cytosol. Gene Ontology annotation, molecular function: adenosylhomocysteinase activity. Lineage: Eukaryota; Metazoa; Arthropoda; Insecta; Coleoptera; Coccinellidae. Bases 150 to 1448 code for a protein of 432 amino acids. The record is from RefSeq and is a predicted model, not a curated record. The transcript is spliced from 5 exons.
UCUUUCUUUCUAAAGAAGCUUGAGAAACCGGUAGUCCUCCCUCAUCUGCAAAAGUGCGAGUUUGAAAAUUCAUAUCGGCAAAAUUCAGGAAUAUAUCAACACAAUACUGAGAAAAUAAGCUUAGGUUUUUUUCAGAAAAGUUAAUAAAUAUGUCUCAAACAGAUUACAAAAUCGCCGAUAUCAGUUUAGCUGACUGGGGGAGAAAAGACAUUAUUUUGUCCGAAAAUGAGAUGCCCGGACUUAUCGCACUCCGUAAACAGUAUGGAGCUGCUAAACCCCUUACAGGAGCAAGGAUAGCUGGAUCCUUACAUAUGACCAUUCAAACCGCCGUCUUAAUCGAAACUUUGGUUGAAUUAGGGGCUGAAGUGAGAUGGUCUAGUUCAAACAUUUUUAGUACACAAGAUCAUGCGGCAGCAGCCUUAGUUAAAAGAGGGUUGGCGAUUUUCGCCUGGAAAGGAGAAACAGAAGAGGAAUACAAAUGGUGUCUCGAACAGACCAUCAAAUUUCCUGGUGGAAAAAGCUUCAAUAUGAUCCUGGAUGAUGGAGGCGACCUCACUUCCUUAAUUCACGAUAAAUAUCCUGAAUUAUUGGCAGAUUGUAGGGGAGUAACUGAAGAAACCACCACUGGAGUCCAUAAUCUGUAUCAAAUGUUAAAACAGAAUAGACUGAAAAUUCCAGCCUUCAAUGUCAACGACUCUGUUACAAAGAGUAAGUUUGACAAUCUUUAUGGUUGUCGCGAAUCUCUCAUAGAUGGUAUUAAGAGAGCCACAGACGUCAUGGUUGCCGGAAAAGUGGCCGUAGUCGCAGGUUAUGGCGAUGUUGGUAAAGGUUGCGCUCAGUCCCUUAGAGCCUUGGGCGCUAGAGUUAUAGUGACUGAAAUCGACCCUAUAUGUGCUUUGCAAGCCGCCAUGGAGGGUUACGAAGUCACCACAAUGGACGAAGCUAGCAAAGAGGGGCAGAUAUUCGUAACAACCACAGGAAACAAAGACAUAAUCACCGGUGAACACAUGCUGAACAUGAAAGAAGACAGCAUAGUGUGCAACAUAGGCCAUUUCGAUAUCGAGGUAGACGUGAAAUGGUUGGAAAAAAAUGCCGUUUCCAAAGUCAACAUCAAGCCUCAAGUAGACAGAUACUUGUUGAAAAACGGAAAACACAUAAUUUCCCUAUGCGAAGGUAGAUUGGUCAAUUUGGGAUGCGCCACCGGCCACGCCUCCUUCGUCAUGUCGAACUCUUUCACCAAUCAGGUGUUGGCCCAAAUCGAGUUGUGGACAAAGCCAGGAGAAUACCCCGUUGGUGUUUACCGUCUACCCAAGAGAUUAGACGAGGAGGUGGCAAGGCUGCAUUUGGACCAUCUGGGCGUUAAACUGACGAAACUCUCGCAGGAACAGGCUGAUUACAUGAGAGUCCCUGUCGAAGGACCAUACAAACCCGACCAUUACAGAUACUGAAUCUCUUAUCAACCGUUUGUGUAUGUUUUCAACGAUAAUUAUGAAGAAUAAAAAAAUUUUGAAGUAAAA